Cuscuta europaea is the source of this 1065-nucleotide messenger RNA. The record is from the annotation of a GenBank genome assembly. Lineage: Eukaryota; Viridiplantae; Streptophyta; Magnoliopsida; Solanales; Convolvulaceae.
UUCAUGAGGAGCACCACCCCCAUGAAAUCCUAGAGCCCUUUUUUAGAUUUAAUACUAACAUUAUUAUUGCUUCUAGAGAAAGUCAAAAUAUAUUACGUAGUAUAACCAGACUCACAGCCAGCCAUGGAUUUCAACAAUCUUAAGUUCUUAAGUAGUAGUUGGGGUGGAGGAGGAGAACCUAGCAGCUUACCCAUGGAAGCUGCUGUGGCAGCUGAUCAUCAUCAUCAUAAGUUUCACUUUCAUGAUCAGAUCAGUACAACAGCAGUCAGCUGGGCUGCUAGGUUUCCCCUUCAGACUAACAACCAAAUCCCUACUUCUUGUUUAGCCGGCAGUAGUACUAAUGAAAUGGGCGAGAUGGGGACCCACCCUUUCCAAGAAUCCACCGAGGAAGACGGCGGCGCCGGCGGCGGAGCAGAAGAUGAAGAGGAGGAGUUGGGUGCUGUGAAGGAGAUGAUGUUCAAGAUUGCCGCUAUGCAGCCGGUCGAGAUCGACCCGGCCUCGAUCCGUAAGCCCAAGCGCCGCAACGUCCGGAUUAGCGACGACCCGCAGAGCGUCGCCGCCCGUCUCCGCCGCGAGAGGAUAAGCGAGAAGAUCAGGAUCCUCCAGCGCCUCGUCCCCGGCGGCACCAAGAUGGACACCGCUUCCAUGCUCGACGAAGCCAUCCGGUACGUCAAGUUCUUGAAACGCCAAAUCCGCCACCUCCAGCUCACCCACCACCAACCGCCGCCUCCCGCCGGUAAUUGGGCCGCCGCCACAACUUUCGGCGGAAACGUCGUGUCCGAUGAUCCGACGGGCCCCAUGUGUCUCAACAACGAGCUGAGGUAAUAACUGGCGACCGAUUAAGUUAAAUACGGAGUAAAUAAAUUUAAAGCUCGCUAGCGAGCGAGACAUUAUUGAUAACAUUAAUUAAUUAUUACUCCGUAUCAUUGUGUACUUAAUAAAUAUUAAUUAAUUACGGAACUAAUUGUUACUUGAGCAUAACAAAAAAUUUAUCAUUUGUGGGUAUUGAACAAUAUUUUCUUAUGUCACGUUCGUAGCUAUAGAUCAUGAGUGUGGAGAGUGCAU